UGUCAAUUUCACAGAUUCACGUCAUUCGGUAAUUUGCAUCGAUCGUUAGGGUUUAUCGAGAGCAGACGAGAGCGAUUUCUCAAAUCGACUUUAAUGGCUGACGAAGAUUACAACGAAGUCGAUGACUUGGGAUAUGAGGAUGAGCCAGUUGAGCCUGAGAUCGAAGAAGGAGUAGAGGAAGAUGCUGAUAUCAAGGAGAACGAUGAUGUUAAUGGUGAGCCUAUGGAAACAGAAGAUAAGGUUGAAACAGAACCUGUGCAACGUCCACGUAAAACGUCCAAGUUUAUGACCAAGUAUGAACGUGCACGUAUCCUCGGCACUCGCGCUUUGCAGAUUAGCAUGAAUGCUCCUGUCAUGGUUGAGCUGGAGGGUGAGACUGAUCCACUUGAGAUUGCGAUGAAAGAGCUUAGGCAAAGGAAGAUUCCAUUUACCAUUAGACGAUAUUUACCUGAUGGGAGUUUCGAAGAAUGGGGAGUCGAUGAACUGAUCGUGGAAGACUCGUGGAAACGUCAAGUUGGUGGUGAUUGAUAAUCUGGCAAGAGACAAAAUCUAUGUACUUUGCAAGCUUUCUGCUCUCGUAUGGAUAAUGAACUUAUGAUACUUUUGUAGAACUGCGAAUUAGUGAAACUUAUGUAUAAUAUCGGUCUAGUCUUUUGUUUAUA
Arabidopsis lyrata subsp. lyrata is the source of this 662-nucleotide messenger RNA. RefSeq names its product DNA-directed RNA polymerases II, IV and V subunit 6A. The coding region runs from base 94 to 528 and encodes 144 amino acids. The transcript has 6 exons. Gene Ontology annotation, biological process: DNA-templated transcription. Gene Ontology annotation, molecular function: DNA-directed RNA polymerase activity; DNA binding. Gene Ontology annotation, cellular component: RNA polymerase II, core complex; nucleus; RNA polymerase III complex. NCBI's taxonomy places the organism in Eukaryota, Viridiplantae, Streptophyta, Magnoliopsida, Brassicales, Brassicaceae. The record is from RefSeq and is a predicted model, not a curated record.